Tachyglossus aculeatus (Australian echidna) is the source of this 2120-nucleotide messenger RNA. It is a transcript of the gene LEO1, whose product is annotated as LEO1 homolog, Paf1/RNA polymerase II complex component. Gene Ontology annotation, biological process: transcription elongation by RNA polymerase II; positive regulation of transcription elongation by RNA polymerase II. The transcript has 12 exons. Gene Ontology annotation, molecular function: RNA polymerase II C-terminal domain phosphoserine binding. The coding region runs from base 18 to 2033 and encodes 671 amino acids. Gene Ontology annotation, cellular component: nucleus; Cdc73/Paf1 complex. NCBI's taxonomy places the organism in Eukaryota, Metazoa, Chordata, Mammalia, Monotremata, Tachyglossidae. The record is from RefSeq and is a predicted model, not a curated record.
GGGGACGGGCGGGCGCCAUGGCGGACAUGGAGGAGCUGUUCGGCAGCGACGCCGACAGCGAGGCGGAGCGCAGAGAUUCCGAUUCCGGAUCUGAUUCCGAUUCCGAUCAGGAGAACGCCGGCUCCGGCAGCAAUCCUUCCGGGAGCGAGAGCGAGAGAGAGGACGACGGGGGAGACGCGGUCAAGCCGAGCAACAAGGAACUGUUUGGAGACGACAGUGAGGACGAGGGACUCUCCCGUCACAGCGGGAGCGACAAUCCCUCCGAGCGGUCGGACAACCGGUCCGAAGCCUCGGGGCAUUCCGAGCGGGAAGACAACGACCAGUCGGACGUCGACCAGCACAGCGGGUCGGACACUCACCACGAGGACGAGGACGAAGGCCAGAGGUCAGACGGAGGGAGCCGCCACUCUGAGGCGGAAGGGUCCGAGAAAGGCCACUCGGAUGACGAGAAGUGGAGCCGAGGUGAGAAGAGCGAUCAGUCGGAUGACGACGACAAGCUCCCGAACUCCGAUGAGGAGGAGAGGCCCCAGGUCUCCGACGAAGAGAAGCCGCAGAACUCCGACGACGACGAGAAGGCGCAGAACUCGGACGACGACGAGAGGCCGCGGGUUUCAGAUGAUGAGCGGCUCCAGCUGUCCGAAGACGAGAAGACGGCGAACUCUGGGGACGAGAGGCCGGCCGCCUCUGACAACGAGGACGACAAGGUGCAGAAUUCCGAUGACGAGGACAGGGCCCAGAUCUCCGACGAGGAGAAGUUGCAGAAUUCCGACGACGAAGAUCGGCCACAGAUCUCUGACGAAGAGCCCAGGCAUUCCGACGACGAAGAGGAGCGUGACCGUAAAUCGGAAUCUGGACGAGGCAGUGAUAGCGAGGAUGAAAUUUUACGAAUGAAGCGCAAAAAGGCGGUUGCGUCAGACUCGGAAAUGGACAGUGACAACGAAGGACAAAAAGACCCCAGCGGAGCCAUGGAUCUCUUCGGAGGUGCGGAUGACAUCUCCUCAGGGAGCGAUGGUGAAGAUAAGCCACCCACUCCAGGGCAGCCCAUUGAUGAAAAUGGAUUGUCCCAGGAGCAGCAGGAAGAAGAGCCCAUUCCUGAGACCAGAAUCGAGGUGGAAAUACCCAAAGUAAACACUGAUUUAGGGAAUGACCUCUAUUUUGUCAAGCUGCCCAACUUUCUCAGCGUGGAACCCAGACCCUUUGAUCCUCAGUACUAUGAGGAUGAAUUUGAAGAUGAAGAGAUGCUGGACGAAGAAGGCAGGACCAGGUUAAAAUUAAAGGUGGAGAACACCAUCCGGUGGCGCACGCGACGGGACGAACAGGGAAAUGACGUUCGGGAAAGCAACGCUCGGAUAGUCAAGUGGUCCGACGGAAGCAUGUCUCUGCACCUGGGCAAUGAAGUGUUUGACGUCUACAAGGCCCCUCUGCAAGGAGAUCACAACCAUCUGUUCAUUCGACAAGGCACGGGUCUUCAGGGACAGGCAGUCUUCAAGACUAAGCUGACUUUCAGACCUCAUUCGACAGACAGUGCCACGCACAGAAAGAUGACCUUGUCGCUCGCUGAUCGCUGUUCAAAGACCCAGAAAAUUCGAAUCCUACCAAUGGCCGGUAGGGAUCCGGAAUGCCAGCGCACAGAAAUGAUCAAGAAAGAGGAAGAGCGAUUACGGGCUUCUAUUCGCCGAGAGUCUCAGCAGCGCCGAAUGCGAGAGAAACAGCACCAGCGGGGACUCAGCGCCAACUAUUUGGAGCCAGAUCGCUACGAUGACGAGGACGAAGGCGAGGAGUCCAUUAGCUUGGCUGCCAUUAAAAACAGAUACAAAGGGGGCAUAAGAGAGGAACGUGCGAGGAUCUACUCUUCGGACAGCGAUGAGGGGUCCGAUGAAGAUAAAGCCCAGAGAUUACUCAAAGCGAAGAAACUCACCAGCGAUGAGGAAGGAGAGCCUUCUGGAAAAAGGAAAGCGGAGGAUGAUGAUAAAGCAAGUAAAAAGCACAAGAAGUAUGUGAUCAGUGAUGAAGAGGAGGAGGAAGAUGAUUAAAUAUGAGAAAGAACUUUGUAUACAUUUCUGUACAGUUAUUUUACAAUAAAGGUGUAAACAUAAAGAUGUGAUUUUGAUUUAAAAGAA